Molecule: messenger RNA, 890 nt
Organism: Protobothrops mucrosquamatus (brown spotted pit viper)
Lineage: Eukaryota; Metazoa; Chordata; Lepidosauria; Squamata; Viperidae
Gene: ZMAT2
Product: zinc finger matrin-type 2
Exons: 6
Coding region: 40-639 (199 amino acids)
Biological process (GO): mRNA splicing, via spliceosome
Cellular component (GO): spliceosomal complex; U4/U6 x U5 tri-snRNP complex
Molecular function (GO): zinc ion binding; nucleic acid binding
Source: RefSeq, a predicted model, not a curated record
CGCGUCGUUUUCCGGCUUUCCGGACUCUUCGGAGGCAAGAUGGCGUCGAGCAGCGGGGCUAAAAACCUAGACUUCCGCCGAAAGUGGGACAAAGAUGAAUAUGAGAAGCUUGCAGAGAAACGACUUACAGAGGAAAGAGAGAAGAAAGAUGGCAAACCAGUACAGCCUAUCAAGCGUGAGCUUCUGCGGCAUCGAGACUACAAAGUGGAUCUGGAAUCCAAAUUGGGAAAAACUAUUGUUAUUACCAAAACUACUCCUCAGUCUGAGAUGGGAGGGUAUUAUUGUAAUGUAUGUGACUGUGUAGUGAAAGAUUCCAUCAACUUCCUUGAUCAUAUCAAUGGCAAAAAACAUCAGAGGAACCUUGGUAUGUCCAUGAGAGUAGAGCGUUCUACUCUGGAUCAGGUGAAGAAACGUUUUGAGGUGAACAAGAAAAAAAUGGAGGAGAAACAGAAGGAUUAUGACUUUGAAGAGAGGAUGAAGGAGCUCAGAGAAGAGGAGGAAAAGGCCAAAGCCUACAAAAAGGAAAAACAGAGGGAGAAGAAAAGGAGGGCAGAGGAAGACUUGACAUUUGAAGAGGAUGAUGAAAUGGCUGCUGUAAUGGGUUUCUCUGGUUUUGGCUCAACUAAGAAAAGCCACUGAUAAGAAACUCUAUUUUGGAUGGCUACUGUUUCUGCCCUGAUGAUGCUUCAAAAUCCUAGAAAGACUUUGCAAAGAACUUGUAUCUAAAUAACCUGAUACAAGUUGGGAAACAAUUCCACACUUCCCGUGUGGGGCUGGUUCUGCCCUACAAUAAUGAAAACUUCCCUGGUUGAGAAGAUAGCACCACAUUUGCCUGUGUGUUGGUAACUCUAAAUCUCAAAUAAAAAUACUAUCAAAUAAUAUCUCCCCUC